GCGUGUUCUAAGGCUACGUGCAGGCCCCGCCCCGCCAGUAGGCGUUGUCGCAAAACACCCGUAUGAGGUUCGGCUCCGCCCCGGAUACUGAAGCGAAAGAAGGCGACGGUGGAGUCCGGUAUGAGGAAGUUGUGCGCGCUUGUGUCCCUAUGAAGAGCCCUGGAACCAAUGAUGCAGGAGCCGGCAAGGCCCCGCUACAGCCCUCGGAUACCGGGAACACGGACAACCGUGAUCACGUGCAGUUGAAAGUACCCCUUAUCCAGCAGUCUUACCACUGGGAUUGUGGCCUGGCAUGUGCCCGCAUGGUAUUGCAGUACCUCAACCUCCUGAAUGAAGAUGAGUUCCAGAAUGCAAUGCAGGAGCUUCAGCUCACAAAAAGUAUUUGGACUAUUGACCUUGCUUACCUAAUGCAUCACUUUGGGGUACAGCACCAGUUCUGCACACAGACCUUGGGUGUAGACAAAGGAUACAAGAACCAAUCUUUCUAUAGGAAACAUUUUGAUGCAGAAGAGAACAGGGUAAACCAAUUAUUUGCCCAAGCUAAAGUUCACGGUGUCAAUAUAGAAAAAAGAAGUGUAACAAUACAGGAACUGCAAGAUCAUCUUUCCCAGGGACAUGUGGCCAUCGUACUGGUGAAUGCUGUGCUGCUCCUAUGUGACCUCUGUCCUAGCCGUGUUAAAUACUGCUGUUUUCUUCCUAUUGGUCAAAAAUGCUUUUGCAAAAGCGGUGAAUAUCAGGGCCAUUUUAUUGUGCUUUGUGGCUACAACAAAUCUUCUGGAAGUUUCUUCUACAAUAAUCCUGGAUAUGCAGACAGGUUGUGUCGGACAAGCAUCACCAACUUUGAAGAAGCCCGUAGUAGUUAUGGAACAGAUGAGGAUAUCCUGUUUAUCUAUGUGGACAGCUGACCUCAGAAUAGAACUGGUCAAGAAACUGAUACUUUCUUGUAUGCAAAAUUAUAUCUGCAGUCCGUGCACUACAGAGACAUUUCUAUAAAAAAUGGAUGAUGGGUGGAUUCACUGACCACCUAUAGAGGACACGACGAUCUACUACCAGAGGGAGUUAUUUCUAGCGUAUUAAGCUAUGCAUUUAAUGCGGUAAUGUUAGCCUUAUUACAUUAAGGGGAGGUUAUGUUUGGAUCCGGUUGUGAACACCUUAGCACCUCAUUUCAAGACCAUGGGCUUUGACAUGGUGUUAGCCCCCCCUCUUUUGCUGCUAUAAUAGCAUCCACCCCUCUUGAAAUGCUUUCUAUCAGGUUUUUAAUCGAUACCAAGAGGAUUCAAGAAUAAGAUCAUUAUUGAGGAGGUUAGGUACUUGUGUUGGACAAAGACUUCACAGUUAUGGUCACAGGUGUCUACAGCAAGAUAGAAGUAAGAGUUCUGUGGAGGCCAGUUAAGUUCUUCCACACCAGACAUGGCAAACUGUAAAGAACUUGAUUUCUUAUUGAAACAGGAAGGGCUUAAGUCAGCUGGCAUUGCUCAUCCACGAAUCUGAAGUUCAUCUGUCAGAUUGCCAACGGAUGGAUCAUGUUUCCAUUCUUUCUUACGACUUCAGCCAAUAUUUGGCAUUGCACAUAGUGGGCUUAGGUUUUUGUGUUAAUGCAAAAUCUUGGAAACACAAUCGAUGAAGCUUAUGAAUAACAGUACUUGUGCUUUCAUUGCUCACAGAAGUAGUUUGGGAAUCAGUAGUAAGUUUUGCAGCUGAGGCAAGGAUUUUACACACUAGGUGCUUCAGCCUGUGUUUGUCCUGUCAUUGAGACUAACAUAAUUGUUCCUCAACAUUUUCACAUCAAUUAUAACAGCAAUGUCAUUUCAUAACUGUAAUUUCAUAAAACUUUUUAAAUUGUGAGAAGUUUUGAUCGAUGGGAGAUUAGCCACCAGUCGCUAAAACAAAGAAGUGCUUAGAUGAGUACUGUGCCCCUUUUAAUUCUGAUUUGUUGCACUUGGCCAAGCAAUUGGUCCGUGGCCUAUUUAAGCUUUUGUCCUUUCAUUUUAGUGAUCUGGUGAAGUCUUCACCUAACCGUUUAGUACUUCAAACGUGUCAAAACUUUUAUGAAUUGAUAGUUACAUUAAAGUGUAUCUGUCAUUUUAAAUUACACUUUUGACAUGUCAGAGAUAUGUGAGAAGUUUUGAUCGAUCUGAGAUGGCUGGGAAGUGAAGCACGCUCAUCUACCAUUGUAAUCUUAGCUACAGAUGUUCAGUGACUGGUGGUGGUUCAUUUAUCUUAUCACUACUUCUUCCGUUUGAGGACAGGGUCACCUGAACUGUAUAGAUAGGGAAAGAUUUGUAAAUUUCUAGAUGGUGUAGUAUCAAGAAAAGGGAAUUUCUCCACUCUGUAUUUUAAAUGCAGUGGUUUUAAAUGCUUGGUUACACACAGGGGUGAGGUGUCUGUUUAUAUAGAUACAUUUCACCAAACUUAUUUACUGGUCUGGUGAUAUGCCAUCUGUCCAAAAAUAAAAAAAAUUGUUUUUAAUGAUCUGCUGGCAAUGUCCUGUAGAGAUGAGCGAAGUUAGUGAUUUGAUUCGUCACAAACUUCUCGGCAGUUGCUGACUUUAUCCUGCAUAAAUUAGUUCAGCUUUCAGGUGCUCCGGUGGGCUGUAGACUCUCUCCUAGGACUAUCCACCUUUUCCAGCCCACCGGAGCACCUGAAAGCUGAACUAAUUUUUGCAGGCUAAAGUCAGCAGUCGCCGAGCCGAGAAGUUCGCGACUUAUCGAAUCACUGUAACGUCACUCAUCUCUAAUGUCAUGCAUAUAUACCAUUCACAUCACUUUCCAUUGUCUUGUGCCUACAGCAGUUCCUGACACCUUUGCAUAUCCUAAGCUGGACUCCAAUGCUGCUCUGUGUCUGUACACCUAAUCUGCUGUUUUAUUUGAAUUAUCAAACAUUCAGCAGCAAAUAAAUCUAAUGUUAAAUAUU
Hyla sarda is the source of this 2913-nucleotide messenger RNA. It is a transcript of the gene GUCD1, whose product is annotated as guanylyl cyclase domain containing 1. The record is from RefSeq and is a predicted model, not a curated record. The coding region runs from base 63 to 905 and encodes 280 amino acids. The transcript is spliced from 6 exons. Lineage: Eukaryota; Metazoa; Chordata; Amphibia; Anura; Hylidae.